Molecule: messenger RNA, 9154 nt
Organism: Blepharisma stoltei
Lineage: Eukaryota; Ciliophora; Heterotrichea; Heterotrichida; Blepharismidae
Source: the annotation of a GenBank genome assembly
AUGGCAGAUGCAGCAUUUAUUGACAGUUCUUCUGCAGAAUUUCGACAAAUUAAAAUAGAAGGCGGCAAAGCUUGCGAGCCUACAGCAUUUCCCAACAAUUUUAUUACCUCAGGCAAAUAUACCGUAUUUUCUCUAGUCCCAAAAAACUUAUUUGAACAAUUCAAUAGGGUAGCCAACAUUUGAUUUUUAAUUGUCUCGAUUUUUCAACUUUUACCAUUUGGGUUAUCUCCAACUUCAAACUGAGCCACAAUUGCACCUCUUUCCUUAGUCUUGUCAGUCUCACUAUUCAAAGAUGGGUAUCUAGACUAUCGCCGUCAUGCCAUGGACCGAAAAAUAAAUAACAGAAUUGCAAAAAGAUGAGAAAACACAGCUGGGAAAUUCAUAGAAUCUAAAUGAAUGGAUUUAAGGGUCGGGAACAUUGUUUUAUUGGAAGGAGAAGUCCAUGUCCCAGCUGAUUUGCUGCUUUUAGUCUCAAGUUUGCCUGAAAAAAGCUGUUAUAUUGAAACCACUGGGUUGGAUGGAGAAGACAGUUUAAAGAUAAAAAAAUGCGUAAAUGAUAUUUCAAGCAUAAUGGAAGGAAAUACAGCAUUAGAAGCCAUGAAAAAUAUGCAUAUAAUAGAAGAUGGGCUACUGAAAACUGAGCAGCCUAAUAACAGACUGCAUUCUUUUGAAGGGUGGCUUAAACUGAAAGGCCAUCCAAGAGCGAAUCCUGUAGAUUUAUCAAAUAUGAUAUUGAGAGGAAGCACCUUGAAAAAUACCCCAUGGAUUAUUGGGCUGGUAGUUUUUACAGGAAAUGAUACAAAAUUGAUGAAAAAUAUUAAGCAUCCUCCACAUAAAGUCAGCAAUGUGGAGAAAAGGAUCAAUAGCUAUCUGAUAAUCGUUUUUACAUUUCUCUUUGCGAUCGCUUUUCUUGACACAGCAAUUUCACUAACUCUUUCUUAUACUCAAUCAGAUGAACUCAGCUAUUUUUCCGGAGAUUCCUAUAAACUCUCUCCAAUAGUAUGUAUUACCUUUUUGAUCCUGUACAACAGUUUGGUACCAAUAUCUCUAUAUGUAACUCUUGAUGUCGUAAAAAUAAUCCAAUCAAAAAUCAUACAAUGGGACAUUUCUAUGUAUUACGAUGAGUUAGACCAGCCUACAAUCGUAAAAACUGGUGACUUAAAUGAAGAUUUAGGCCAAAUUGAGUAUAUUUUUGCUGACAAAACAGGCACUUUGACAGAAAAUAUCAUGGAAUUCAAAAGAUGCUCAAUAAAAGGCACAUCAUAUGGAUUUAACGAAGAGCAGGACACAUUUAAAAAAAGCCAAAUCAACCCUCAUAAGAAAUUCGAAUUUUGAGACCCAGACUUAUUAGAAGACCUCCAAAAAUCGAAAAAAAGGGAAAUUGGGGAUUUUUUUGAACUCUUAGCACUUUGCAAUACAGUGAAUCCAGAUUUUGAUUAUGAUGGAGAACCUUUAUUUCAAGCCUCUUCCCCAGAUGAAGAAGCUUUAGUUAUAGCUGCUCACUGUUUCGGAUACUCUUUAAUUGCUUAUAAAAAUGACUCAAUUUCGCUCAGAGUCAAUGGAGAAACCUUAGAAUAUCGAGUUUUAGGUAUAAAUGAGUUCAGCUCUGAACGUAAAAGAAUGUCAAUUGUGGUAGAACCUAUGAGUGAAAGAAAUAGAAAUGCUAUUUUACUAUGUAAAGGUGCUGAUAGCGUUAUGCUUGAAAGGUGUCUUGGGACUUCUAAAGAAAUCAUUACACUGAAUGAGCAUCUUGAUGAAUUCGCCUUGGCAGGGCUAAGAACACUUGUAUUAGGCCGCCGUGAACUUAGCCCUGAAGAAGCGAAUGAUUAUCAAGUCCGCUAUAACACUGCUAAAAAUGCCCUUUCUGAUAAAGCUGCAAGACUUGACGAACUUGCUGAAGAGUUCGAAAAAGACAUGGAACUAAUAGGAGCAGCUGCAAUUGAAGACAAAAUCCAAGAAGGCGUCCCAGAAGCCAUAGAAACUUUAAUGGGAGGAGGCAUAAAAGUAUGGGUUUUAACAGGUGAUAAAAAAGAAACUGCUAUUAAUAUAGGGUAUUCAUGCAAACUUUUACAUCCUGAUAUGGAAAUUAUGAAAAUUUCUGCUAAUACAAUGGAGGAAUCCAAGCAGCAAAUAAAGACUAAUUUAGCAAAAUACGUAAAAGGAGAAAGAAAUAGACAUAAUAGUGUCCUCAAUAAAAUUCGAGUGGUAACUGAUAACACUCCAGGCGAUACAAUAAAUCCGAAUAAAAAAAGAAAAGGAACAAGGUACCAAGUUGUGUCUGAUGAUAAAGAACAGUUUGAAGGAGAGCUGAAAGUCCCGAAUUUAGAAAAUUUAAACUUGGGAUUGAUUAUUGAUGGAAAAACACUCGGCUUUAUAUUGAGCGACUCUAUCACUGUCAAAUAUUUUAUGAUGCUGGCUACAUUAUGCCAUGCUGUAAUACUGUGUAGAGUAACACCAUUACAGAAGUCUGAAAUCGUGAAAUUGGUUAAAAAGCAGCUGGCUUUUAGGCCUAUGACACUUGCAAUAGGUGAUGGAGCUAAUGAUGUCUCUAUGAUCCAGGAAGCCCAUAUAGGUGUAGGGAUAUUAGGCAAAGAAGGAAUGCAAGCAGCCAAUACAAGUGAAUACGCAAUUUCUAGAUUUUCAUUUUUAGUGCCACUUCUAUUUGUCCAUGGUAGAUGAAACUAUAACAGAGUUUCCAAAGUAAUCUUAUAUUCCUUUUACAAGAAGAAAUAAAAUAGUGAUGUUGAUAGAAAUUGAAUUCGAGGUAUACUCCUUAUGGAAUAGGUAGACCAUCUUUAUGAAUCAAAAUAGUGCCUUUGUCGCUUUUGGAAGUAGGCCUUCAGGUUUAGGGAUAUCUUGCCGAAAGGAAAUUCUAUUUUUCCCCUGAAGGUCUUCCUGCCCCUGCCAGAUAGGCUAGGUUUUGCCUACUACAUGGUUUCUCUCAUUGAGACCAUCGGGGUACAUGACAGACGAUGGCUCUACCCUAGGGAGCUAAUCCCUUGGACAAGUGGUUCAGGCCAGAUCCAAAAAGGGCAACUUUUUGGAGCCAAGAUGAGCGAAAGCUAGUCGGUUAGCCCGAAUAUGACCAUAAUUUUUUUUUUCUACUUUGCAAGAAUUUUUUGCUGGUUUUACCAAAUUUUUACUACAGUUUUGAAAAUUUAUAUAGUGGGACUUCAUUUUAUGACUCAUGACUUGCAACACUUUAUAAUGUGAUUUUUACAUCCUUGCCUAUAGUGGUACUAGGAAGCUUUGAUAGAGAUUUAGAUAAAGAAGCUAUUCUUUCCAGGCCUACACUUUAUAUGGAUGGAAUUUAUAAGAAAUUAUUCAAUUUUAAGGUGUUUUUGAAAUGGAGUUUUACGUCGAUUUUGCAUAGCUUAGUGCUUUUUGGGUUCUUGCAAGGCAGCAUAAUGAAUGCAAUUACUGUUGAUGGGUUUCCUCAAUCAUUAGAUGCUAAUGGAGUAGCUGCAUAUUUACUAGCAGUUAAAACAGUCACUUAUGUGAUUUUAUCCGAAACUUAUGAUUGGACGUGGCUAUUUAUCAUAAUUUCAAGUGGAAGUCUCCUUAUAUUUUACCCCUUUAUAUUUAUAUAUGAUUACUCUGGCUUUUCUGAUUACGCAAUGUAUGGAAUUUCAACCAAACUUUUUGAAUUCCCCUAUUAUUUUUUCUAUAUGAUGUUUGCACCAGUUAUCAAUGUAAUUAUCCAUAUUUCUGGAAAAUAUAUAAGUAUUCUAUGAUAUCCAAGCGAAGCUGACACUUUGAGAGGCAGAGAAUCUAAGGUAACUCCGGCUCGUUUGGCUUUUGAGAGAUACGGGCUGUAUACAAUAUAAGAAACCAAUAUGUAAUUAAAAGAAAAGAGCCAGUGUUUCACAUCAAUAAGAUAUCGUUAUUUACUAUAAGUAACUUAUAAUAAGGAGCAAAAAAACCAUUAAAUUUGACGGUAAAAAUUUUUUUUUUAUGUCUUAAUGAAAAAAGCUUGUUGGCUAUAUAAACAAUGAUACUGUUAAGUCUAUUAAAUAAGCAACUUAUAUGUACUAGAAAUAAGAUCUGACAGUUUCAUAUAAUAGCAAACUGACGUUAUGCCUUGUUUGCAAUUCCAUUCUGAAUAUAUUAAAAAAUCAAUAAACGCUUCUCUUAAUAAAAAAAUAAAAUCAUUAUGUCACUAAAUUUGGUUUAAGUCAUCUCAGUAAAAAACCAAUUUCAUCUCUUUUUCUCAAGAGAUAACGGUUUAUUAGGUGCUGCAAAAACCCGCUUAAAAAGACCGCUAUAUUUGUGCAAAAAUUAUAAUAAUUUCUGCACCGAUUUGCGUUGCAACACGCAUUAAUAUAGUGAAACGAUGCUUUAUUUUGAGCCUUAUUUAUAUUGCAUUUUAUGUCUUAUAUAAGAGAAUUUAAUAUGAUCUAAUAUUUCGAAACUAUCAGCUCAUGAAAAAUGUGAAAUCGUUUGCUCAGUGAAAAAAACAUUAAACAGAGCUCCUUAAAAAAGAAAUUUAUUUUUUUUUAAGAAAAAUAAAUAAAAUUUUGUUAUUAAAUACUUUUAGAGCAAGCUUUGCUUAUUUAUUACGCUUUUUUGUACAAAUAGUAACAAUAUUUAAGGUAAAUCAUACUUAUUUCAGUUCUAAGUGUGCCUCUUUCAGUGGCUAUUAAAUAUAUUAAAAUUAUUAAAAAAUAGAUAAAACCGUUUUUCAAGACAUAUUCUUUCAAAAUAUAUCAAAAAGAUGACCAAAAUUUACAAUUUUUUUGGGUUGAUUUCCUUAUAAAAGGUUUUUAUCUAUUUUUUAAUAAUUUUAAUAUAUUUAAUAGCCACUGAAAGAGGCACACUUAGAACUGAAAUAAGUAUGAUUUACCUUAAAUAUUGUUACUAUUUGUACAAAAAAGCGUAAAUAAGCAAAGCUUGCUCUAAAAGUAUUUAAUAACAAAAUUUUAAUUUAUUUUUCUUAAAAAAAUAAAUUUCUUUUUUAAGGAGCUCUGUUUAAUGUUUUUUUCACUGAGCAAACGAUUUCACAUUUUCAUGAGCUGAUAGUUUCGAAAAAUAUUAGAUCAUAUUAAAUUCUCUUAUAUAAGACAUAAAAUGCAAUAUAAAUAAGGCUCAAAAUAAAGCAUCGUUUCACUAUAUUAAUGCGUGUUGCAACGCAAAUCGGUGCAGAAAUUAUUAUAAUUUUUGCACAAAUAUAGCGGUCUUUUUAAGCGGGUUUUUGCAGCACCUAAUAAACCGUUAUCUCUUGAGAAAAAGAGAUGGAUUUCGUUUUUUAUCUAACUGGAUGAACUUUGACUUAUAAACAUAACAAUUCCGUUUUUUAUUGAAGCAAGCAUUUAUCGAAAUUUUUGUAUUUUCAUUAGACUUUCGCAAAUUAUCUAGACCGUUAGGUUGCAUUGAUGAAUUGCUGGUAUCGUCUAUUUUGCUUAGUUACUAGGUCUUUUUUAUUAAGGACUCAACUGUUUCCAUUUUUGUGGAGAUCUAGAAUCUUCUAUUUUUGUGAUAUAAAAAAAAAUUUUUUACAGUCAAAUUUAAUGGUGUUUUUUUGCUACUUAUUAUGAGUUACCUGAAGGACAUGAUGUUUUCUUAUUUAUAAGAGAUACUAACUCUUUUCUUUUAAUCAAAUAUUGGUUCUUCAUUUUAUGGACAUCCCGUAUCUCUCAAAAGCCAAACGAGCCGGUAACUCCUAGCAAAAGAUACAUCCAGAGAUCAAAAAACAGAAUUCAGCUUGUAUUAAUGAGAGUUAAAGAAUAUGCAAAAUCUCUUACUCCCUCACUUUAUUUUGGAAACAAAAUAGGAAAAAUCGUUUUUGGGUAAUUAACCUUUUAAUUGAAACCAUUUUUUUUAUGGAAAUUUUAUAGAUAAAAAUAAUUAUUUCUAUAUAAAUAGCUCUGACCCACCCAAUUGAGUAGAAUGUUAUUUAAACAGUUGGCAACCUGAGUGGAUUAAUUUUACGAAUUAAUUAAUCAUAACAUAAACUAAAAAAAAUAUUAAAUUUGUAUUUUAUUUUUUUAAAAAAAUUAACCUCCCUUUAAAUUGGAAUAGAAACUUUUCGUUCCAAUUUAAAGGGAAGAGUUAAUAAAGUGUUUAAGUCGAAAAACUCAAAUAUGGGGUCUAAUGAAGACGAAGAUUAUGACUAUUACGCCUUUCAUAACUGGUUUUUAAAUUUCAAACAUCCUUAUGUGGAAAAGACUUUCAAAGCCCAUAUGACUUCAAAGAUUAUGAAGUAUAUGACAACUGAAGCAAGGCUUGUAAUUACUAUUGGAAUAGUGUUUGAAAUUUAUAUCAUUAUCAUAAACUCUAGUGACCUUAGGAUUGUUAUCUCCUACUGCAUUUUAGUGUUUUUAUCCCUCCUAAUUAUAUGGCUUUCGACAAGAAAGAAUUUUCAAAACCAAUUUGAAAUGUGAAUCCUUAUAUUUGUUGCCUCUUAUCUCCUAUUCAAAUUUGUGCACGAAGUGAUAUACAGUUAUGACUCCUCUUUAAGCACCGCUUUAGUUUUGACAGCAAAUUUCUUUCUAUUUAACGUAGGAAACUAUAAGAUCUGCAUCAUCAAUUUUUUCUUUUUAUUUGCUUAUUUAGUAUUUAUGGGCAUUAUGUAUGGAAUAAAGCACAGUGUCGCAGAUGCCAUAAUUAUUUUAUUUAAUUAUGCAACACUUACAAUAGGGAUCUUUUUGGUUGGUGCAUAUGUGGGAUAUAUGUUAGAAAAAUUUACAAGAAUGGAAUUUGUUUUCCAAAGAAAACUUGAAUUUCAGUUUCAGAAAGGCCAAGAUAUUCUCAGUAACUUACUCCCUAACUUUGUAAAAGACAGGGUAAAAGAAGGUGUUAGAUAUAUUGCAGAAAAACAGAACAGCGUAACUGUGCUAUUUUGUGAUAUUUAUGAUUUUGACAAAAUAUGUUCAACCCUAUCGCCUAAUGAACUUUUGGAGCUUUUGGACAAAUUUUUUGUGAUGCUGGAUGGGCUAUGUGAAAAAAUAGGAGUGACGAAAAUAGAGACCGUCAAUAAAACUUACAUGAUUUGUGGAGGACUAGCUGACAGCGAAGCUAAUCUUUCUAGUAAGCAGCUAAAACUUAACCAUGCUGAAAGAUGCUUGGAAGCUGCAAUAAAAAUCCUGGAAAAGCUUGAGCCAGUUUCACUAAAAAACGGUCACAAACUUCAAGUAAAAAUUGGAAUAAAUACAGGCUCAGUUAUAGCAGGAGUUGUAGGGGAGCAUAAGCCUCAAUUUUCUCUGGUCGGAGAUACAGUAAACACAGCCUCCAGGAUGUGCUCGACCCUUAAGUCUCCAGACUCCAUCCAAAUUUCAAUGGACACUUACAAUUACAUCAAAGAUCAUACCAAAUAUAAUUUUAUACCAAACAAAGUUGAAGCCAAAGGGAAAGGAAUUCUAAACACUUUUAUAGUAGAAACACAAAAAGCGAGAAGAAAAACCAGAAGGGCUGUAUUUUUGGGAAAUGACCAUAAAGGGAAUGAUGAUAACUCUAUUGAAGUGUUAGAGAAAAGUCAAGACCCAUUGAUGACAGAUGAUAAAAGAUCGCAAACCCAACAAAUUACGGUGGAGGACGAGCCUAUAAAAACAGCACCUAAGUUUGAUUUGAAUGACCUAAACAAUGAAGAAGAUGAUGGAGAUAUUGAACUUGUAGGGCCUGUUGAAUGACUUGUGUGCAGCUUCAGAGAAACUGACAUGCAAAACGAAUUCCGACUUUCUGCAAUUGAAAGAGAUACGACGGGGUUGAUAUUUGGGUUAUGGCUUACAAUUGUAACUUACACAAUAAGGACUAUUAUUUUUAUUGCUGCAUAUGCUUAUAGGACUCAAGGCUCUAUUGCAGAAAUCAUUUUAAGGUUACUGUGUUUGGCUACUAUGUUUUAUUUGGUCCUCAAAUUCAAAAAGCUCUACAAGUACCCUCUUUUUCCUUGAGCUGUCAUGCUCCUUUACCUAAUUGAAUCCCUACUUAGCUGUGUUUCUAUUACAACGAUGCCUAGUCUCUUCUUAAAUGUUGUCGCAUUAGAAAUUAUGUACACAAAUGUAGUAAUCAACCAUAUCAGUGGUCUCCCUUUUGGCUACAUUUUAUUUUCAACUGUAAUAAAUUUAGGAAACUGAAUCUGCAUCAUUUUCCUAAGCCAAAUUGAUACUGAAUCUGCCCUAGAAGCAACUGCUUAUAUUUUGGUAUUUUUUGCAAUAAAUGCAGUUUUCAGCUUCUUAAUUGAAUGGCAGAGUAGAAGAGCUUAUAACUUGAAUAAAAGAGCCCAAAAAGAAAUUAAAAACACUGAAAAAUUGUUAAAUCAAAUGAUUCCUCCACAAGUUCUAACUCCACCCUUUUUUUCGCUCUCAGUAAGUUUCAUUUGUUUUUAAAAAUUAUAUAUAAAGGUUAUAGCAAUUUAUUUAAAAAUCCCAACUCGCAAAAGUUAAUUUGAUUUGUAAAAUUUAUUUUUUAAAAUGUAAGCUGUUUAAAACUCAACACAGACUUAAUUAUAGUAAAUAUGAAUUAGAUAUCAAAUGUUUUUUUCAUAAAAAUUUUUUGUUCACUAAACAGAGGUUUUGUUCGCAAUGAGGGAGUGAGAAAUUUACAUAACGACGUGACGACUACAGAUAGGUAUUAUGAUGUCACUAUUCUUUAUGCUGAUAUCGUCGGGUUUACUAUGUGGUCUUCUAAUAAAGACCCAAUAGACGUUGUGUCUAUGCUUUCUAAACUCUUCUCUAUUUUCGACCAUCUAUGUGUAAGGCAUAACGUCUAUAAAGUUCAUACAAUAGGCGACUGCUAUGUAAUAUUAAGCUUUACAGAUGGAGAAAAACGAGACCCUAACACUGAAUGUGUCAAUGUAGUAGAAAUGGCGUUAGAUAUGAUAAAAGCUAUCAAAAGGGUCAAUAAAAGCAAAAAAAUCAACUUAAAUAUGAGGAUUGGGAUCCAUACUGGAGAAGUUAUAGCUGGGAUCACUGGGACGAAUAUUGUGAGGUACGAUAUUUAUGGCCCAGAUAAUGAUAUAGCGAAUAAAAUGGAAAGCAAUGGGUCCGCUGGACGAAUUAAUAUAAGUGAAGUGACUAGAAGUAUUGCCGAAGCGCAGAUGCCUGAUAGGUUUGAUUAUGAUUUUAAUAAGAUUGUAACCUAUGAGCCGACAGGAAGAUCUUUACCCUGCUAUUUUAUUGUACCGAAGCAUGAUAAAGAUAUUGUUGUAGAUGAAGAAUAA